Messenger RNA from Batrachochytrium dendrobatidis JAM81, 1626 nucleotides. RefSeq lists its product as uncharacterized. Bases 1 to 1626 code for a protein of 541 amino acids. Lineage: Eukaryota; Fungi; Chytridiomycota; Chytridiomycetes; Rhizophydiales. The record is from RefSeq and is a predicted model, not a curated record. Gene Ontology annotation, biological process: mitochondrion organization. The transcript is spliced from 13 exons. Gene Ontology annotation, cellular component: cytoplasm; mitochondrion.
AUGGCUAAAUAUCUUGAAUCAAAGGAUAGUGAGUUUAACCAGGAAGUUCUAUAUCGCACUGGAGAAAACUACAAAGGAGAGCAAACGUACACUCCAAGACUUGUUAUAUGUGAUUUGAAAGGUAGUCUAGGAACAUUGAGACAUGAGAGUGAGCUAUAUGAGCCCACAGAAGGCAGUCGACAAGCCCACGCAUGGACUGGAAAAAUGGAGCUGUUUGAAUCAGAUCCAAUUAAAAAAAACCAAUAUCUACAGUCUUUGGAUACCCCUGAUGGCGAAUUUAAACUGUCGUAUGCUGGAGACCUCUCAAAGAAUGUCAAAGUAUGGUCAGACUUCAACUCCUUGUAUUAUCAUCCAACGACCGUUUACGAACUCACUACACACACUCAUGAUGAUGAGAACAAUCGAUUUUUGUUACCUACACGCGGUAGAGAGGUGUAUCAGGAGCUAGCAAUGGAUGAAACGUUGAUGGAUGUAAGGAUUAGGCAAUUUAUGGAAGAGUCUGACAACCCUCAAGGAUUUCAAAUAUUUGCCAAUUCAUUUGAUGGAUUUUCUGGAGUUGCAGCCGCAACUUUGGAGUACCUUGCGGAAGACUAUCCCAAAAAGGCUCGAAUUGUUUAUGGGAUUGCUCAACCCAAAAGCACAAGUUUAUCCAAGGAGCAAACACUUGUUCAAAAUAUCAAUCAGGCUCUGACACUCAAGUGCAUGUCAGAAGAGAGUACUCUUUAUAUUCCGAUGCGAGCUCCAAGUGUUUUAAAAUAUGGCCAUGGAGUCUGGCAGUCCAAUCUCCGCAAACACGAGAAUAUGUACGAAUGGAGUGGAUAUCUAGCUGCAGCGAUUGAAACAGCCACAUCUCCAUUUAGGUUGACAAAUGCAUUUCGACUUGACAUGGCAGAUCUAUCUGGGUUACUCAAUCCGCAUGCAUUCAACUCGACAACUGCGCUGGCAUUUGGAUUACCACUUUCGCUUCCUCAGUCUCGCGACACUUCACUUGCAUCCAUUUUUAAAGCAGAUGAAAAAAUGAAUCGUUUUGAAUCUGCUUGGGAUCUUACACUUGAAACACCUUAUGAUCAAAUUGAUCGCACGUCACAUUGCUCUUUUUCUGUAUUCCGAGGAAUUGCAUCAAUUCUACAGCAUCAAUAUCCUAGUCUGAAUGGUCUUCAACCAUAUUCUAUCACCCAAGUUACGGAAGAAUUGACCAAUUUUACAAAGCGUUACGGACCAAUGCUUGCACAGAGUGCUAUUAUACAAACUCCUUUUAUAGUCGGGCCUACAUUUCCACAAUUUUUUGGACCCAUGGUAACGACCACGGGAUUGAUUCGGCCAACCAGUCCAAAAGACACGGAUCAAAUUGGACAAUCUGAGAAAAUGUUGACUCCAGAGCCAGUGACUCAAUGUGCAUCGUAUGCUCGUCUGCACUCUGGGUCGGCAUUAAAGCCUUUGUUUGAAUUUGCUGUAGCAUCAUUGAAGGUUUCUUCAUUAAACAAUUGGGUAUAUACCGACUACACUCAUGGUCAAUUCGGACUGGACCGAUCUGACUUUGAAUCUAGUAGGGAAACGCUGCAAGAAUUGUGCGAUGCUUAUGGCGAGAGCGUCGAUUAUGAUGAUUCUUUUUCUGAUGACAACUAA